Messenger RNA from Klebsormidium nitens, 652 nucleotides. The record is from the annotation of a GenBank genome assembly. Lineage: Eukaryota; Viridiplantae; Streptophyta; Klebsormidiophyceae; Klebsormidiales; Klebsormidiaceae.
UCAGACUUCAGUACAGCCUGCAAAUCUCAGGCGUAGGAGCACGAAAGCGCUUCAGAAGUUGAAAGAACUGAUCUGCGAAGGAGCGCCAUUGUACCAGCCAAGGUACAGGGCAAGGGUCCGGAGGAGGGGCUUGAUUCUGGUUGCUGAUUUAGUGCCUUUUAUAGCAUCUCAGGGUCACGUCUGCAGGUGUGCUCGUGACGAACAGAAAGCUGGUCCGAGUACGAUUUUGUAGUGCAGGAGCGGUUCAGAUUCAGAGUGAGCUCUGUGUAACACCGGCCCGUCCACAAACAAGCGGCUGAGGUCUAUCAGGAUGGGGUUCAGCAGGAAGGCACCGUUUGACCAGACUCCACCGGAUGACUUUGAUCCAGAGCACCCUCGGAAAGACCCCGUCGCUUUCUAUGAGCAGCGUGACUACCAGGUCAGGGAAAAGUUUGUGGAGGUUGAGGCGGCAAAGGAGCUCCGGCGGAAGCUGAAAAAAUGCUACCAGAAGGAGGGCGUGAACCACCUGCAAAACUGCAGGGAUUUGAGGCUGCGGUACAUUGAGGCGAUUAAAGCCGGGAGCUGGGGGAACCGACUUCAUGAGCUUCAGUUUCCAAUGCGCUGUCUGAAAGCUUCAUUCAGUCGCUGGAUCAGAAGCCUCGCCACCUCGUAG